CGAAAGCUCCAUGCAGUUCAGCACCAGACCGCCUAGUGCUGAGCAGCCGGGCUUCAUGGGGACAUGGCAGCAGCAGAGCACUGACAGCAACCUCCUCUACAGAAUGUCCCAGCAGGCCAUUCGCUGCACACUGGUGAACUGCACAUGUGAGUGUUUCCAGCCUGGCAAGAUUCACCUACGAACAUGUGACCAGUGCAAACACGGAUGGGUAGCUCACGCUCUGGACAAGCUCAGCACCCAGCACCUCUACCACCCAACCCAGGUGGAGAUCGUUCAGUCCAAUGUGGUGUUUGACAUCAGCAGCCUGAUGCUGUAUGGCACCCAGGCCGUACCUGUCAGGCUCAAGAUCCUUCUUGACCGCCUGUUCUCCGUGCUCAAGCAGGAGGAGGUGCUGCACAUCCUGCAUGGCCUGGGCUGGACCCUUCGAGACUACGUCAGGGGCUACAUACUGCAGGAUGCUGCAGGCAAGGUGCUGGACCGCUGGACCAUCAUGUCCCGAGAAGAGGAGAUCAUCACCCUGCAGCAGUUCCUGCGCUUUGGUGAGACCAAGUCCAUUGUGGAGCUGAUGGCCAUUCAGGAGAAGGAAGGUCAGGCAGUUACAGUUCCCUCCUCCAAGACAGACUCCGGGAUUAGGACAUUCAUAGAAAGCAACAACAGGACCCGCAGCCCAGGGCUCCUACCACAUCUGGAAAACAGUAGCCCAUCCAGCAUUCACCAUUUUGAAAAUAUCCCCAAUAGCCUUGCCUUUCUUCUACCCUUCCAGUACAUCAACCCAGUCUCUGCCCCAAUGCUCGGCUUGCCCCCCAAUGGCCUGCCUAUGGAGCAAUCUGCUCUCCGGCUGCGGGAGCCAAGCCUGCCCAACCAAGUUGAACAGGUGGAGACCAGUGAAUCAGAAGUGUCCCUGUCACCCUUCCGCACAGGCCAGAGCCCUAGCCGUGGAGCUCUAGGAGUCAUGAACAACAUUGAACCCAAGACAGAGCCCAACAACAGGGCAUCCCCCAUUUCGCCAUCUCCUUCCACCCACCACCCCUCUUUUGCUUCCAAGAUGCAUCGCAUGCGUCGCAUGGGAUCCACCUCACGCAAGGGCCGUGUGUGCUGCAACUCUUGUGGCAAAACCUUUUAUGACAAAGGCACACUUAAGAUACAUUAUAAUGCUGUACACUUGAAGAUUAAACACCGUUGCACCAUUGAAGGCUGCAACAUGGUCUUUAGCUCACUACGCAGCCGCAACCGCCACAGUGCCAAUCCCAAUCCAAGGUUGCACAUGCCCAUGCUGCGCAAUAACCGUGACAAGGACCUCAUCCGUGCCACUUCAACCACCGGUACACCUGUCAUCUCCAGCACCAAGAAUGGUGGCUUCACACUCACCAGCCCUGGAAGGCCACCGCUGGGCUUCACAACCCCACCGAUAGACCCUAUGCUCCAGUCACCUCUGCAAAGCCCACUGGUGUUCCCCUCCCUGAAGUCAGUGCAGCCAGUCCAACCAGUGCCCCCAUUUUACCGUACACUACUGUCCCCUGCAGACCUUGUUAGUCCUCCAGUGUCUCUGCCCACCAGUCCGAUUCUGCCAACUACCACCAACAGUACCACCCUGAUGGACCAGCAACAGCAGAUGUUGGCUGCUGCAGCUGUUGCUUCACACAAUAAUGUUCACAUUGACCCCACGCCCAAAAAGAAGCCUCGUAAAUCUAGCAUGCCAGUGAAGAUUGAGAAGGAAGUGAUUGAUGUGGCAGAUGAAUACGAGGACAAAGAUGAGGAAAAUGAUGAUGACAUCCACCAUAAUCACCACCAUCAUUCCCAGGAUGAGAUGAGUCCUGGCAUAGCUCUUAGAGGCAUGAUGAGACAAAGUGAAGAUGAAUGCCGGGAGGGGACUGGAAGUGACAGCAGGGGUGGAAAUGAUCUUCAAGGCUCAAGUGAGCUACGUUGCAUGGACAGCUUCACCUCUGAGGAUCAGGACCACGAGAGAGACUUUGAGAAUGAGUCUGAAACCUCUGAUUCCAAGAUGGGUGGAAGGGGUCUGGACAAGGAACAGGACGAUGAGGGUGGUGAGGAAGGCCAUUUGAGAAAGGAAAUGGAUGGAAAGGGCCAUUCUUCACCCUCCCCUCAUCAGCCUCCUAUCAAGAUCAAGGAAGAACUCAACGAUCCUACUUAUGACAUGUUUUGCAUGAGCCAGUAUGGUCUCUACAAUGGAGGCAUGGCAGCGGCAGCUGCUGCUGCUGCAAGCAUGGCUGCUCUGCAUGAGAGCUUCAUCUCUUCGAUGGGCUAUGGGGCCAGCCCACCCAAAUUCCCUUCUUCUCAAUCACCAGAGGGAGACCCACGCUCAAGUCCGGAUCCCAAGAUCUGCUAUGUGUGUAAGAAGAGCUUCAAGAGCUCCUAUAGCAUGAAACUGCACUACAAGAAUGUGCAUCUCAAAGAGAUGCAUGUGUGCACUGUGGCUGGCUGCAAUGCGGCUUUCCCCUCCCGGCGGAGCCGAGACAGGCACAGCUCCAACAUUAACCUGCACCGCAAACUGCUGACCAAAGAGCUGGACGACAUUGUCCUGGACCCCCAACUAACGCCACUGCCCAAGGACCUGCGAGCCGAGAUACUGGCCAAGAUCUACGCUGGGCACCACAUGGGCUUGGACCCUAUGACCGGGAUGGGCAUCGGAGGCGCCAGCUUCGGGCCCACCGGCCUAAACCAUGAUGCCCGUUCCCCCAUGAGCAAUGAGUAUCCCCAUCACCCUCUCAACCACCACCUUAAAAACCACCACACCAACGGCUUCUCCCAGGGCCAGCCAGACGACUACAUGGUGUUGGACCUGAGCACUACAUCUAGUGUUCAAUCCAGCAGCAGUGUCCACUCCUCACAUGAGUCAGAUGAGGGCAGUGAUGAAGGCAUCCUAUUGGAUGACCUGGAGGGUGCCGCGGGCCGGGGUGAAGGGAGGCAUCAGGAUGAGACUGGAGAAAUAAGAGGAGGAGGACAAGGUGAUGAAUUGGAACCUUCCUCCUCGCCAUUCCUCCUUUCGUCCACUGGGGGCAGUAACAGUGGCAGUGGGAUCCUCUGCAACAUCUGCCAUAAAAUGUACAGCAACAAAGGGACCUUGCGUGUGCACUACAAGACUGUGCACCUGCGCGAGAUGCACAAGUGCAAAAUCCCUGGUUGCAACAUGGUGUUCAGCUCUGUGCGCAGCCGUAACCGACACUCUCAGAACCCCAACCUUCAUAAAAACAUACCCUUCUCUACAAUAAUAGACUAAAUAAUGACUUGAUAUUCUAUCCUCCUGUCAGUAUGCCCGCUCCUCCCUUCAUCCCUCAUCUUAAUUCCUCCUCAAAUUAGCUUUUAACCCCAGCCCAGAGCCAUCAAAUACAAGCUAAAUGCCUGUAUGCCUCCUGCCCAUCCUCUGACAUUUCUAUGUCCCUCUAUAAAAUUAAUUGACUCUAAAUACAGUUUAUUAUUGUGACCUUUGACUUUUCCUUCUUUGGAGGAACAGGAUGACACUCUUGAGCAUGGAGUUUGCUUUAUAACAAAACUCCAGUUUCAUAAGCCCCUCCAUCUUUCCUU
This is a messenger RNA of Scomber japonicus (chub mackerel), 3543 nucleotides long. RefSeq names its product basonuclin 2 (gene bnc2). The record is from RefSeq and is a predicted model, not a curated record. The transcript is spliced from 10 exons. The coding region runs from base 11 to 3238 and encodes 1075 amino acids. Lineage: Eukaryota; Metazoa; Chordata; Actinopteri; Scombriformes; Scombridae. Gene Ontology annotation, biological process: regulation of DNA-templated transcription. Gene Ontology annotation, cellular component: nucleus.